CUAGAUAGUGCAAAACUUCAUCUGCAGUUUCGAGUUUUGCACUAAUUUCAUUACUUUGUUCAGUUGAAGGUGAGAAGCGGCUACUUCUGAAGAGCUGUAACCAUGGUUUCACUCGGUGAACUAUUGAAUGGUUUUGUGGAGGUUCUCCUAUCAAAUUUGGCCUUAACCUGUGUGUUUCUUCUGGGCUGCUUCCUUGCUCUCCGUUGGUACAUCAGAGAUUCCUACAGGGUCGGUGGUUUUACUCAGAAACAUGUGUUUAUCACGGGGUGUGACAGUGGAUUUGGGAACCUUCUGGCCAGACAGCUGGACCGGAAAGGCUUCAAGGUUAUAGCCGGAUGUCUCACAGAGAAAGGCGCCUCAGAUCUAGCAGCAGUGACAUCCCCCAGACUGAAGACUCUCCUGCUUGAUGUUACUGACAGCGCAAGCAUCCGGAGUGCUGCGGAGUUUGUGAGCAGAGAGGUGGGGCAGCAAGGUCUCUGGGGUCUGGUGAAUAAUGCUGGCAGGUCUGUGCCUGUGGGACCUACAGAAUGGAUGGUGCUGGAAGACUUUACGAAAGUCUUGGAUGUGAAUCUGAUAGGGGUUAUUGACGUGACCCUUCAGUUUUUACCGCUGCUGAAGAAAGCCAAGGGUAGAGUGGUGAACGUGGCCAGUAUUCUAGGGAGGCUCUCUCUGAUCGGUGGAGGAUACUGUCUGUCCAAAUGGGGAGUGGAAGCAUUCUCAGACAGCCUCAGGAGGGACAUGCAUCACUUUGGUAUUAAGGUGAGCAUCAUUGAACCUGGUUUCUUCAAGACUGCUGUAACCAGUCUGGAUCUAAUCGAGGCCGACCUGAAGAGGCUUUGGACGCGCCUUCCUGAAAACGUUAAGGAUUCAUAUGGAGCGACAUACCUAAAUGACUAUAUGAGAAUGCAGGGCUUCUCCAUGAACAUCCUCCGUUCUCCUGAUAUCUCUAAGGUCACCUGGUGCAUGGAGCACGCUCUCACUGCCCAGUAUCCACGCACACGUUAUGGAGCUGGCUGGGAUGCCAAGUUCUUCUGGAUUCCUCUAUCCUACCUUCCUUCAUUUGUGUCGGAUUUUGUUGUAAAUGUUCUCCUGCCGUCACCUAAAGAUGCAAUAACCGGCUAAAUAAAAGAUAACUAAAUAUAUUGUUAAAAAAAAUGACUGGAAGAUGAAAAUAACCUGGAAUAAAUGAAUACUUUGUAAAUAUUUAAA
Messenger RNA from Cyprinodon tularosa, 1209 nucleotides. It is a transcript of the gene rdh1, whose product is annotated as retinol dehydrogenase 1. The record is from RefSeq and is a predicted model, not a curated record. Bases 103 to 1122 code for a protein of 339 amino acids. The transcript has 6 exons. Lineage: Eukaryota; Metazoa; Chordata; Actinopteri; Cyprinodontiformes; Cyprinodontidae.